AUGACGCUUCAGCUACUGUCCGUACUGGCCAUCUUUUCUGCCUCCUUCAAUCCAGCUGCAGCGCAAUUUAGCAACUGGCAAAACGGCCAGAUUAAUACCAGUAUAUGUGUGUGGUAUCAGCCCAGAGCUGCACUAGUCCGUGACACAGUUUAUCUCGAUGGUGGAACUAUAUGGUGGACUCCUGGGCUGUCUAAUGGACAGCAUUCGGAACCGGUGAAUGAAGGAAACUACCAGGGAAACCUACUGUCAUACAACUUGUCCGUGCCUCUUUCAAGAGAAACAAACGUCACUGGCAUUCUAAUGGCGGAUAUGAUGUCCAAGGCAAGGGGGGGUACAGGUAAUGGCAUAAGCACAGAACCGAAUUAUUACGACGGAGCCAUGUUGGCAAAUGACCAUGAGUUUUUCCUGUACGGUGGUGCUGUUUUCAGAAACGACCAACUGUACGACCCGCCCCCGGCCAAUGCAGUGCUCGGUUAUCGUCGAUAUCAAUAUGGUCCGGACAAGCCAUUGUGGCAAAAGGGCUUUUCGGCAGGUCAUCUCGAUGACGGCGUCACUCGAUACGUUGCCUACGGCGGCGCGGUAAAUGCGCCUUCAGAAAACAAGGCAUGGUAUUUUUCCGGCCUUUCUUCGCCGACCCGUGGGCCCAUCAUACAGAACACAGGCACCGAUGGAUCGACCAGAGCAAUGAACGUUUCCAACACGCUUGUGGGUCUGGACAUGGCGGCACAGCUGGAGGAGAAGUGGUCCAACACAACUCUGCCCAGCAUGGUCCAUGGGAGGGCAAACCCAGAAGUUGUCUGGGUUCCGGUCGGCAAGCAAGGAAUUUUGCUGGUUCUGGGCGGCGUGCUGAAUCCAGAAUGGGCUACGGCAACGCACAAGUCGGAAAAUGAGACGGAAAGUCGGCUUUCAGGUCAAGAUUUCAUGCGCGUCAUUGACAUAUACGACGUCGCUAGUAAAGAAUGGCAUCAGCAACCAACGUCUGGACGUGGUCCCGGAUCCCGGACGAGAGGUUGCGCCGUCGUUGCUCCGGCCUCUGACUUUUCCAGUUUCAACAUAUACUACUAUGGCGGGUUUGACGGAAUAAACCCCACAAACGACUUCUCAGACGAGGUUUGGGCUCUCUCAUUGCCUUCAUUUACUUGGACCCUGAUCAACAAAGGAACCACUGUGCACGCACGUUCGGGACACAAAUGCUUCAUGCCAUACCCCGAUCAAAUGAUGGUAUUUGGUGGAUAUACAAGGCAAAGCGGCGACUCCAUCACCUGUCUGGACCAAGGACCAGUCGUCCUCUUCAACUUGACAAGUGGGAAGUGGAUGGACUCGUAUUCACCAGCCCGCUAUGCCGAUUAUGGCGUGCACCAAGAUAUAGUGAAGCUCAUUGGGGGCAACGCUGCCGGAAGUGCCAGCGCAACAAGCCCCGUACCCUCGGGUUGGUCUACAAGCGAGCUGCGAGACGUGUUUGCCAUUCCAUAUGACAGGAAUAAACUCACGCGCUACUGGCCGUACAACACUUCUUCACCCCCAGUUGCUACCAGCACGGCUGCUCCCGGAGGCUCUGGCAAUUUCGAGCGUUCCCUGACAAUUGUUAUUCCAGCAGUUCUCGUUCCUUCCGUUUUCCUCUUCGGUGUUGGAGUAGCACUAUGGCAUCUCCGUUUCAGAAGGAAGAGAGAAGCAAAGAGACAUGAUGGGUUGGGUGAUGCGUCGACGACACUCAGCAGCAGCCGAAACGUAAGCCUGUGGCUUUGGGGUCACAAGUCUUCCAAGCAGCUCACCUCCACCGAGUCACACGCAGCCAUGACAGCAGCUUCUCCCGACCCAGAUAAAUCCCGGAGGUCAAUGGAGCCCAAUGCCGGUGACAAACCACCACCAGCAGAACUCUGUGAAAUGGAAGAUACACAAGUUUCAGAGCUUUGCGAUACAUCGUCGCCAGUGGAGCUCCACGACACGGGGCUUGCCCCUCUGAAUUCAUUUGAGAGAAAACUCAAUCUUGCCGAAUCCGACCCUUUUAAUCCGUCUCUCAAUCUAGGGCAUGGCUCUCUCCGCAAUGCAGCUUUGAGAUCGCAAACCGAAGCCGCGGCCAAUUACAGACAUUGGGCAGAGUCCCCGGACGUGGACUCAGCGCACCAAUCCAGUGGCAGAAUAAAAAAGAAAGAAUCUCGAGGAGUUUUUGGUAUCGAAGAGCUUCGGGAGGCUGUACCUGAAGUCGUUCAGAUGGAGACCCCCAUCUCCCCAACAUUGCCAAUUGACCGGUACUAUGGCGAAGCCUAG
Molecule: messenger RNA, 2268 nt
Organism: Ustilaginoidea virens
Lineage: Eukaryota; Fungi; Ascomycota; Sordariomycetes; Hypocreales; Clavicipitaceae
Exons: 5
Coding region: 1-2268 (755 amino acids)
Molecular function (GO): protein binding
Source: RefSeq, a predicted model, not a curated record